AUGACAAAUAAUGUACUAGAGGGAAAAAAGAAGAAGGGAGGAUUUUGCAAACGACUUUGCAACGGUUUUUUUCAUGCCCUUAAGGGACCAAGCAUAACACAUAGUGUUCUGUUUGGAAUAUUUGGAGGUUUGUUUUAUUACGGUUCAUACUACUGCUAUAGAUAUUUGAAAAUCUCAUAUUUUGAUACUAUGCAUGUAUCGAACGAAAGUAGAAGAAGAUUUAUGGAAAAGCAAAUGCUGUUUUACAAUGAUAUGGGGUAUAAUUUGUCAAUGAAGUAUAUUGGAAAUUUAUGUAAAUACUAUGACCCUGUUGCGCUAAGACUACCCUUUCAACCGCUCGAUGAUAAGUAUAGACUUUAG
Molecule: messenger RNA, 360 nt
Organism: Plasmodium gonderi
Lineage: Eukaryota; Apicomplexa; Aconoidasida; Haemosporida; Plasmodiidae
Product: conserved Plasmodium protein, unknown function
Exons: 5
Coding region: 1-360 (119 amino acids)
Source: RefSeq, a predicted model, not a curated record